Motacilla alba alba is the source of this 1413-nucleotide messenger RNA. It is a transcript of the gene COX7A2L, whose product is annotated as cytochrome c oxidase subunit 7A-related protein, mitochondrial. Lineage: Eukaryota; Metazoa; Chordata; Aves; Passeriformes; Motacillidae. Bases 314 to 661 code for a protein of 115 amino acids. The transcript is spliced from 3 exons. The record is from RefSeq and is a predicted model, not a curated record. Gene Ontology annotation, biological process: mitochondrial electron transport, cytochrome c to oxygen; regulation of oxidative phosphorylation; mitochondrial respirasome assembly.
CAGCCCGCCGCCCCCAUCCCCGCCGCUCCGGGGACUCGGCUUCCCUGCCUGACUGGAAAGUGGCGCCGGCUUCGUUUUUCCGCGAGCGGCGGCCGUGCUCGGGCGAGGCGGGCUCGCACUGCUUUGGCGAAAGCUACCGUAUUUUUUCGGACUUUUUUUUUCUUUUUAGUCUCGUUCUUUCUGCGCCUUCUCGCGCAGGCGUCCCUGCGAGCCGGUGGGGCCCUUGAGCGUUACGGCGCCGCGGAAAAGCCGGCGGGGGCGGGGCGGGCCCUUUCGGCCGAGCCGUCGCAGCCGGUGCCCGCCCCGGCCCGCCAUGUACUACAAGUUCAGCGGCUUCGCGCAGCGCCUCGCCGGGGCCACGGCGGCCGCCGCCUACACGCCACAGGGACUCAAACCAUUAAUUCCCACUGAAUCCCCUGAUCUGAUUUUUGGGACAAGUAAACUUGCUCCAGGUUUACCAGCAGCUGAUCAUUACUUGGGUACAAACAAGGUGCCAGACCUACAGAAAGUUUUUCAGAGAUCAGAUGGACUGCCAGUACACCUGAAGCUGGGAUAUCCAGACAGGCUGCUCUAUCGGACCACAAUGGCUCUGACAAUAGGAGGGACUAUCUACUGUCUGGUAGCACUGUUCAUUGCCUCACAGCCAAAGAAACAAAAAUAAAUGAACCACACCUCAUGGGACUCUCAGCACUCCACUGAAGGAUCUCCUGCAUGUACCACUUUGCACUUAAAUUUGUUCCCUGUGAUCACAUAGGGUUCAUUAUUCAGAUUGGAUUUCUUGGAGAAAAUGUUUUUAAAUCGGUUGCCUUAUGUAUUCUAAAGCACCAAUAUAAACAGAGAAAUACAAUAUUUUAACAUAUGGUUGUAGCUUUUCUUGUCUUGCAGGAGUUAAUAAACAGUUGGAGAAAGUUAAGCUUUUCCUUCCAUCUCUUCCCCAACUUAAACAAUGUUAGAGAGGGGACAGGACAAAUAAUUUGUGAGCUAUGCACCACAUUCCUUAGUGGAAGGAUGCUGCUAGUUUCCAAAACACUUAAAGCAAGCAAAUUAAUUAUAGCAUUCUGGGAACCUGCUUCUGUCCUAUACUUUUCCAAACCCUGGUACAUUAGUAAAUAAUAUACCACCUCUGGUGGUAGGACAAAGGGCUUGUCUCCCUGGAGCAUUUAAAGUGGAUUUAUUCCAUAACUGUAGCAUCGCUGUAUGCAGCAGAGUACACCAUUAUAGCAUCAGUUACACCAGUUUUUGGACUUUCCUCUGUCAAACUGAAUUAUCAUUCAAUAAAGAUAGCUACAUGAAUACUAAAAGAGUCAAGUCUCAAAAGUUUCAGAGCAUUUCAGCAUGCCUGGUAGUGAAGUAAACAUUGGUACACUUAUAGGUUCAACUUGAAGAUCUCAAAUAAUAAAACUGAUUCAGCUA